AUGCCUCUCAGUCUCCCCCUUGUUGUGUAUAAACAGCUGCAAGGCGCAGACGUCUCGAUCGAUGACCUGAGCGAUGUGUUCCCUGAGGAGCUGAACAGUUUUGAGAAACUGCUGGAGAUAGACGACGAGGAGACCUUCAAUGCUGCAUUUGAGGGAAUGACAUUUUGUAUCGACGCGGAGACAGCAAACGGAAAAAAAAAAAAAAUUUUAUUAAAAGAAAAAGGAGAAGAGACAGUUUUAUCUUUAAAAAAUAAAAAAGAAUUUGUUGAGCUUUAUACACGAUAUCUUCUUGUUACCUCGGUACAUUGGCAGUUUUAUUACUUUAAAAAAGGUUUUAGUUUGAUGGUGUCUCCUCUCUUAUCGAGUCUAACUGGGCCAGAGCUGCAGCUGCUUUUGUGUGGAACCCCUGAACUCAAUUUCGAGGAACUCAGGGCCUCUUGCAGGUAUGAAGGGUAUACCGCAGACUCUCCAUACAUUCAAUCGUUGUGGGAAAUUCUCUUCGACUUUGAUAUUUUUCAAAAACAAAAUUUUCUCAAUACUCACUGUGCAGCAGCAGCAGCAGCAGCAGCAGCAACAGCAGCAGCAGCAGCAGCAGCAGUAGCAGUAGCAGGAACGGCAACAGCAGCAGCAGCUGUAGCAGCAAUAGCGGUAGCAGCAGCAGUUGCAGCAGCAGCAACAGCAGCAGGAGCAGUAGCAGCAAUAGCAGUAGCAGCAGCAGCAGCAGCAGCAGCAACAGCAGUGGCAGCAGUAGCAGUAGCAGUAAAAGCAACAGCAACGGCAACUGUAGCAGCAACAGUAGGAGCAGCAGCAGCAGCAGCAACAGUAGCAGCAGCAGCAGCAGCAGUAGCAGCAGCAGCAGCAGCAGCAGUAGCAGCAGCAGCAGCAGCAGCAGCAGCAGCAGCAGCAAGUAAACAGUGA
Eimeria mitis is the source of this 918-nucleotide messenger RNA. RefSeq names its product ubiquitin-transferase domain containing protein, putative. The record is from RefSeq and is a predicted model, not a curated record. The transcript is spliced from 7 exons. Gene Ontology annotation, biological process: protein polyubiquitination; proteasome-mediated ubiquitin-dependent protein catabolic process; positive regulation of protein catabolic process. NCBI's taxonomy places the organism in Eukaryota, Apicomplexa, Conoidasida, Eucoccidiorida, Eimeriidae. Gene Ontology annotation, molecular function: ubiquitin-protein transferase activity. Bases 1 to 918 code for a protein of 305 amino acids.